AUGUCCGAAAAUGUCUGCAGAAAGAAGAUAGCAAUCAUCGGGGCCGGGGCGGCAGGCAUGUCAUGUGCCGCACAACUAGCAAAUCACCCAGACAGGUUUGAGAUAACCAUGUUUGACACCGACUCUCAUACAGGAGGCCAAGCAACGUCCAUCUCUCUAGAUGAGUCCAAGUACGGCGCAAGCUGGUUAAACGACGGUGUGCAAGGGGGCUCGGCCAUUUUCCGUCAUACAUUCCGCUUCUUCCGCCAGUACGGCUAUGAGCCUCAGCCCGUUCAACUUCAAGUUUCUUUCGGCAAAGGACCAGAGAGCUUCUGGACUAACGUGUUUCCCAGCCCCCUUGUUGACCAUCAUUCGCGCGAAAUUAAGAAGCUAGGCCGGGUUCUGAAAUGCAUCAAAUAUAUGAUGCCGGUCUUGGGGAUCAUGCCCGUCAAGGUGAUUUUACGCCUUUUCGGAUUCAGUCGCGACUUCAGCAAUAAGAUGGUUUUGCCGCUGCUGGCAUUGUUCCUUGGGACCGGAAAUCAGACUCCAAACGUGUCUAGUGUGCUAUUGGAACGGUUAUUUGACGAUCCGCAAAUGAAGUUGUGGGAAUAUGAUCCUGAUACACUGUUGCCAAACCUACCGGUGAUGUACACAUUUCCGAAGCUGGGAGACUUUUACAAAGAUUGGGCUUCGGAUCUCCGAUCUAAGGGGGUUUCAAUUCAAUUGAACUCUUCUGUGGCGAUCUUGGAGCGCAACAAAGACGCCAUUGUACUACAGAUUCAGACAAAAACUAAUAAUGGUGACUCGCUCUCUGAAGCGACACGAGCUGUCUACGAUGAUUUGGUUUUCUGUUGUCCAGCCGACGAGGCAAAGAAACUUCUAGGUCAACAGGCUACAUGGCGAGAGAGAUGGGUUCUCGGUGGGGUGAAAUUCUUCAACGACAUUACCAUCACUCAUUCCGACUCCGAUUAUUUUCAAAAUAUUUUUGAGGCGCAAUAUGAUCCAAAUCUGUGUGCCCAGCCCACAACAGAUGAACGGAGAAAUCAGAUCGCAUUUGCCAAGCAAGAGCCUGUGUGUCAAAAGGACGGUUGGCAAGGUUAUCGGCCAAUGUAUUAUACGCACUCAUUUGCAUCUGCUCCGGACAAAAUUGAGAUGGGAUUCGACUGCACAAACUAUCAGCAUCAAUUUCGUGAUACUUUAGGUGCUGGCAGUCCUCCCCGGCCACUGGAUCAGCAUGUUUUCCAGACCAUCUUUUUGAACGAUCAACAAAAGGAUUUGUGGACCUGGAAUGAUAUCGAUCCGUCGAAGAUCAUCGGGCGCAAAUGGUGGCAUCAGUUCGGCCAUCGAUGGCAACAUUAUCUGCGUGUUGUUCCGGGGAUGAUGUUCAUCAAUGGCAAGAAUCGAACCCAUUAUGCUGGUAGCUGGACUAUGGUUAAUAUGCACGAGAUUGCUUGUAUCUCUGGAAUUGCAGCUGCCCAUCAGUUGGGAGCCCCUUAUGAGCCAUUUGAUGACUUUGCCGAGGAUUUCUUUGCAAAAUAUUUACUGGUCUGCCAUGGAACGCGUUACAAGAGAUCAAAGGCAAAGCAAACUUAA
Penicillium verhagenii is the source of this 1572-nucleotide messenger RNA. Its product is annotated as putative flavin-containing amine oxidasedehydrogenase. The transcript is spliced from 3 exons. Lineage: Eukaryota; Fungi; Ascomycota; Eurotiomycetes; Eurotiales; Aspergillaceae. Gene Ontology annotation, molecular function: oxidoreductase activity. The coding region runs from base 1 to 1572 and encodes 523 amino acids. The record is from RefSeq and is a predicted model, not a curated record.